CGCUUGAGCCGCCAGGGAUAUAGUGUGAGUCCCUUGAUAUUUUCCUGUGAACUUGCCAUCAUGCCACACACCGAACGAUACAGCAUUGUCAACCGGUAUAGCCCCCGUGAGCGCCAUAUGCCCUCCGCACAAUCCAAGCAACUAUAGAUACCAGUCCUGUCAUUCAUAUCUCCUUUAACGCUCCCGGCUCUCUGUUCCCCGUCAUCCUCCCUAUGCUUGGGCAGAUAGGCCCCUUCGCUAGCCUGUCUGCCGACGAGGACGACGCCCUCGACUUCUCCUUGCAAGGCUACGGCUUCUCUCGCAUCAUGAACACCUUGUGCCGAUCUUCAUCCGAGACCCCCGGCCCCCCCGUCUGCGUCGCAGCAUCUUACCUCGACAGCCUAGUUUUGUCCUGACUCCCAACUUGUACAGCUACAACUACCGCUCCGCCGUGCACUUCGGUCACGUCUCCAUAGCUGAGGAGCCGUACGAGCGACUGUGCGCCAUGCGGCUCAUCACCGAAGACGUCAUAACCGAUCGAUGGGGAAACACCCGCGUACCGCCCAACCGGGCCGAGAUGACAUCGACGAGCGUACUAAAGGUGAGGGUUUCCGGAAAGCCCCCAGAACCCCGAGGAUCCGCCGGGGGGGGGGGGGGUCCAAGAAA
Molecule: messenger RNA, 645 nt
Organism: Colletotrichum navitas
Lineage: Eukaryota; Fungi; Ascomycota; Sordariomycetes; Glomerellales; Glomerellaceae
Exons: 3
Coding region: 213-395 (60 amino acids)
Source: RefSeq, a predicted model, not a curated record